CUUAUAAGAAUCCUCAAAACCCCUAAACCCUAAUUUUUUACAUUUCAUUCCCAAUCUCACUCUCUUCUCUUCACACACACAGCGAUGGCGAACCAGAUCUUCUCUCGCGUCAUCCCCAAAACCCUAACCCUAACCACCUUCCUCUCUCGCUCCUUCUCCACCACAACCACCAAUCCCUCUUCCUCCGCUCUCUCCUUUCUCCGCCGUCUCCGCCCUCUCUCCGCCACCGCCAUCACCUCCCGUCACAUCCUCCUCCCUUCCUUCCGCGCUUUCUCCACACGCCCUACCACCUCUUCCCUCAACGAUCCUAACCCUAAUUGGUCUAAUCGUCCACCAAAGGAAACGAUUUUGCUCGAUGGAUGCGAUUUUGAACACUGGCUUGUUGUGAUGGAGAAGCCUGAAGGUGAUCCUACCAGAGAUGAGAUUAUUGAUAGUUACAUCAAAACCUUAGCUGAGGUUAUCGGAAGUGAAGAAGAGGCUAGGAAGAGCAUAUAUUCUGUUUCAACUAGACACUACUUUGCUUUUGGAGCUCUUUGUUCUGAAGAGCUUUCCUACAAACUGAAAGAACUGCCCAAGGUUCGAUGGGUUCUUCCUGAUUCUUAUUUGAAUGUGAGGGAGAAAGAUUAUGGAGGUGAGCCCUUCAUUAAUGGGCAAGCAGUUCCAUAUGAUCCCAAGUAUCAUGAGGAGUGGGUUAGGAACAAUGCUCGUGCUAAUGAAAGGAACAGGCGCAAUGAUAGGCCUCGUAAUAACGACAGGUCAAGAAAUUUUGAAAGGAGAAGGGAAAAUGUGGUGAACAGAGACAUGCAGAGUAGGCCUCCAGUGCAGAAUUCUGGUCCACCUCCCAACAAUUCUUCUGGAUACCCUCCCAACAAUUCUUCUGGAUACCCUCCCAACAAUGCUGGCGGAUACCCUCCUAACAAUCAAGCUGGAUACUCCCCUCCAAAUCAAUCUGGAUACUCCCCUCCAAAUCAAGCUGGAUACGCCCCUCCAAAUCAAGGCGGAUACGCCCCUCCAAAUCAAGGUGGAUAUGCUCCUCCAAAUGCAGGUGGUGGAUACCCUCCCCCCAACAUGAGCGGACCCCCUCCUCCUAACAUGAGCAGACCUCCUCCUCCCAACAGUGGAUACGGUGCUCCUCAAAAUAACUACCUGGGGCAACAAAACCAGAACAUUGCAGGGAUGCCUCCAAAUGCUGGAUGGUCAAAUAAUCAGUAGACUCUCACCAAAUAAAUGCUAUGAUGUCUUGGACUUGAUUCAUUAUUAUUUACGUUGGCCACAAGAAUUUCUCUAGAUCAUAUGUGUUCCGGACAGCUUCUCCUCUUGCACCUUCUCGCAGAAUGACCAACACUCCAUACUGUGAGCUAUUAUUAUUAAUAGCUAAGAAGCCAAAAUAGUUUAUGUAAAUAUGUAAUGAAUGGUCCUUGACAUUUUGUACAAGCGACUUGACUUGAUCAUUUUUGCUAUUUUCUAUUUAAGUGUGUGGUACUUGGAAAGUAUUUUGCUAGUUCAAAUUCUUCGAUUAAGAAUGUAUGCAUAUAAGAAGCUUUUCUAGUGAGCUUAAAUUUUGACUGUGCA
Messenger RNA from Medicago truncatula (barrel medic), 1572 nucleotides. Its product is annotated as multiple organellar RNA editing factor 8, chloroplastic/mitochondrial. Lineage: Eukaryota; Viridiplantae; Streptophyta; Magnoliopsida; Fabales; Fabaceae. Gene Ontology annotation, cellular component: mitochondrion. The transcript has 4 exons. Gene Ontology annotation, biological process: mitochondrial mRNA modification; cytidine to uridine editing. Bases 85 to 1212 code for a protein of 375 amino acids. The record is from RefSeq and is a predicted model, not a curated record.